GAGUUGAAGGGUCAGAUGUCUCAGCUGCGCCCCCUGUUGUCGGUGAUUGACCAGUACAGGUUAGACCUCCAGACCCUGGCCGUGCUCCGAGGGGAGGUCCUUAACCUGUCAAUCAUCCUGACAGCCAUUCAGGAGGAGGUGGGGGCCUACGACUAUGAAGAACUUCAACAGAGAGUGCUACUGCUGGAGACUAGGCUGCACGCCUGUAUGAACAAACUGGGCUGUGGGAGAUUAACAGGGGUGAGCAUCCCUAUCACUGUUAGAGCAUCGGGUUCCCGCUUCGGAUCCUGGAUGACUGACGCCAUGAUACCCAGCUCCGACAGCAGGACUAUAAAGAUAGAACCAAGCCCCCCUCCUCGUCCUCGCAGAACCAAGCCCCCCUCCUCGUCCUCGCAGAACCAAGCCCCCCUCCUCGUCCUCGCAGAUAGAACACCCAUGACGUCCCAGACCGCCAGAGAAUCCCCCAGGCCGUUCACCAGCCCCACAUAUACAUGCUCCAGUUUCAGACGACAAGGAAUGAAUG
Salvelinus namaycush (lake trout) is the source of this 523-nucleotide messenger RNA. RefSeq names its product noelin-2-like. NCBI's taxonomy places the organism in Eukaryota, Metazoa, Chordata, Actinopteri, Salmoniformes, Salmonidae. The annotation marks the transcript as partial. The transcript is spliced from 3 exons. The record is from RefSeq and is a predicted model, not a curated record.